Molecule: messenger RNA, 801 nt
Organism: Klebsormidium nitens
Lineage: Eukaryota; Viridiplantae; Streptophyta; Klebsormidiophyceae; Klebsormidiales; Klebsormidiaceae
Source: the annotation of a GenBank genome assembly
AUGCAGGAAGCUGUUCAAACAAACCCACAGACGUCACCACAACCUUGGGACAUUGGCGAAGGCCCUGUGGCACAGGACCAGCAGGGGCAGCCAAAUCAGCUUUCGGAGGGUGUCCAGCUCAGUGAGCCAGGCUGGCAGCAGCCUAUCAGAGAAGCUUCAGAGAAAGACCUCACUCAGGAGGCUGCGGAAGAGACCCCUGUUUUGCCCCAGCAGCCGGAGAAUGGAAAGCGUGGAAGGGACAAGAAGGCAGCAGGGGGGGAACAGCCUACCAAGAAGCCAAGGGGUGGCAAGAAGAAAGCCGCCAAGGAGCUCACUGAAGAGGAGAAGGAGCAGCUUGCUGCCGGGAAGGAGGUUUACUGGCAGUUGCAGAAAAUGAAGAGAGUCAUGAAACAAUACGAGGGAGACAAGCAGACCAACGAGAGAUCGGGGUCGGGCAGGGCCAACAGCUGCCCUUUCUAUGAGCAGAUGGAUGCCUUCUUUGGGACAAAAGCUACAGUCAAUUGCGCGGCGCGCUUGUCGAGCACAGCUGAAACUCCGGGGAAUGCAGCGAUGGGAAGUGUAGAGGAAGGGUCCAAUGAUGUAAAGGCCCAGGGCAGUGGCAAGGCUGACCGCAAGAAGAGUGCACAGGUUGAUGCCAUGAAGGAGGUCAUGGAGGACGUGAUUGAGAACACCACCGGCAGGGUAGUAGAUGCUCUUACCCAAGCUAGCUCGGGCACUCAGAAGGUCAUGGAAGGAAUGCGAUCAGACAUUAACAACUUCAUGGGGCGGCUCUUGGACAUUCUUGAGCGAGACGGCUUGUAG